GGACGAUAUGCAGUCAUGUGUCGCUGAUUGAAUGCAUUACACACGAUACCGUUACGCUUUUGCGCCGAGAAUUUUUUUUUGACGAAAAAUUUAUUGUUUAUGCAUACCAUAAUAAUUGAUAAUGUAGGUUGAUCACUUUGAGAAUGACCCAUUGUUGGACAAAUUGAAAGUUUGUAAAUAUGUGUGAGCAAUCAAAGGUAAAACUGAGUGUUGGUUUUUUGUUUUUGUUUGCUUGUUUUUUGACUGUUAUUUGUGAUGAAGUUAGUGUGGAAGAGGACGACGAAAGCAGCAGGGAAACACGGGAAUACAUGCCAGAGAUAUGGCAUGCAGUUCAAACUAUUCCAGGAGGAGCAACAGGGUGGAUACCACGCGAUCCAGUAGACGGCCAAGUAGUAACCACAAAACGAAGAAGAUUGCGGAAAAGAAAAAGACGACCACCAAUUGUCAGUUACUUGGAUCAGAGUUCUGAUAGUGUUGUUGCUCAAAUCCCACAGGAUUUCCAGCAAGAUAUACAUCAAUCCAAAGAAGCAAGUAGCACAACAGAAAACAUCAAAUAUGAAACGGAUAACAGUGAACACACAAUAAUUAGAAGAAGGAAAAGACCGAAUGCUGGCGAUCCUUGGGACGAAUUACAAGAAGAAAGCGUCAGGCCAUACAUCAGACGAAAGGUGACUCCCUCAUAUCAAACCUCAGAAGAGCCUACGAUCCUAACAAGAGAAGACUUCAACCCGAUGAGAGCCACGAUUCAAUUUGGCCCUUCUGCAAACUCUGAUCAAGAUGCAGAAAAAUAUUCUGAAAAAGGACUAGAUACUGACAACGAAGAUAUUUCCUAUGUUUUAACUACAACCAGAAAACCACCAAAUCUCAAAGAAAUUUUAAAACAAAAUGGCGGUCUGAGUCUCAGUGAGAUACUGCAAAAGAAAAAUAUAACUUUAGCGGAGUUGCUUACUGGAAAACAAGAAGCUAUUAAAGCCUUAACAGUAACUUCUACAGGAACAAUCGUUUCCAAAUCUACUACAACAGCUUUAACACCUACAGCUGAUAAUUUUGAAAACCCAAAAUACCAAAGACUUCCGCCAUCUAUAGCUUUAAGAAAAGAUACAAUAAAUAGAAGGUAUGAGCAAUAUGGUGCUUUUUAUGAUGUUUUAAGUGACAAGGAGAUGGAAGAAGCUCAGAGAAGGCGUUUGGCUUUGCUGCAAGGCCACAACAGCAAGGGAAUUACAAAUAAUGGAAAAUUCUCUGAAGUAACAAGGUUUGAAGUUAUUACUGAACCAAUAACUGAAAAACGAAUUUUUGUUCCUUCUCAUCCCAAACUCUACACUGCUGUAAACUAUAAGCCGGAUUGGGAAGAUAUUAUUACGGAAUCUUACAUUCAAACUGAUGUUCCAAUAGCUGAAACAACUACCCCAACAACCACCACAACUACAACAACCCCUAAAGUGGCUAAUAAACUUUCCAAAUGGGGCAUCAGUAAAACAAAGAGCAAUUUGCCAUUAACCAGUGCUAAACUGAUGAAAGCAAUUACAAAAAAACCUGCUAUAUCUUCUUCCACAGAGACUGUUACAGUAGAAGAGGAGAACUAUCCAAAAACGAGCAGUGUAAAACCUUUGAAAAUUAAUUUAAAGGAUAUAUUUGGUUUUAAAAAUCAUGACAAUCAAGUUGAAGAUAAAAUCUUGGAUGGCCCUCUACGCAUGAGCAUAGACCUAGAAUCUAUAUCUGACAUGUCCAGUUCAACCACAUCUACAACCACUAAACCUCUAACAACAAAAGAAAUUCCGAAACUUCGCCCGUUUAGCGCAAAAGAUGAAAUUUUGCAAGUCCUUAAUGAUCCCAAAGGCAGAGCAGGUUUAUCAAGAAUCCUUGAAGCCAGAAAUAUGACUAUCCAAGAAUUAAUUGAACAAAGAGAACGAGGAUCUAGCCAAUUACAUUUAGCUGAUAUUUUUCAUAAUAAAACUAAAGAGCCAGAGCCUUCAGAUGAUGCUCUAGAAGGAAAUAUUAUUAGCUCAGAACUUUUGACAAAUUUCCCUGUGUUUGCUAGAAAACCCAAAGUUUUGUUAGAUAAAGAAGAUACUACUACAACGACAAGCAAACCAGUGGAACAUAAUUUAUCUGUGACAGCUUAUCCAAGUUUCAAAAUUGAAAUAAAGAAAGAGGAAUAUCCUUGGCAAAGAUUUUAUCCAGAACUCAAUGGGAGCCAAGAAAAAACAACUUCAAAGCCAGAUUUGAGUGAAACCUCUAUAAUGGAAACUGCUGAUAUUUUAACAGAAGAAGAUAUUCAAAGACUAGAAGAUUUAGAGCAAAAACUAUAUUCUUCAGCUUCAAGUGAACAUCUUCAAAUUAUAGAUGAACACCCACAAAAAGUAGUGAACAUAUCUUCUGGAGUUAAGUCAGCUAUUAUAGCUAGCUUAGUGAUAUUUGUUUUAUCAAUGACCGUUUUUGUAACUAUUUUAUUAAUAUUUAGGUGGUCUCAAAGAAAAAAGAAGACAUUCAAUUACCAUGAUAGUCUGAAACCACCAUUGUUCAAUGAAAAAACGCGUAAUAUAAAAACAUUUGUAGCAGAAACUUUGGGAAAAAAGAAAGUGAAUUAUUAUAAAAGACAUUUGCAAAGUAUGAGCGAUGAUAGUUGGGAAGAUGAUAGGAAAAAUGUUUUUUAAGGCUGCUAAUUUUGUAGGUUACUGAUUGUUUUAGUAAAUUAUGAUGUACUAUUUAUUUUUGUUACUUGUGCUCAAACAUCCUCAAUAUAAAAUGUUGAAUAUUUAUAAGAUAUGCUUUAAUAUAUUUUUAAAUAAAUGUGCG
Molecule: messenger RNA, 2796 nt
Organism: Ceutorhynchus assimilis (cabbage seed weevil)
Lineage: Eukaryota; Metazoa; Arthropoda; Insecta; Coleoptera; Curculionidae
Source: the annotation of a GenBank genome assembly